AUGUCAUCACUUCUUCUCAGUGGUGCCUCAGGCGCCAUCUUCGGCUCUGCCCUAACAGCAUCUGGGGUUUAUUCCCCCUCUGUGAUCGUUUCGCAGAUGGGAUUGAGUAAUUUCCACAUGCUCAAAUCCUUCCUCGCGGCCAGCGCGUGCAGCGCUCUCAUCAUCGCCGGAGCAAAUCGAUCUGGAUACGCCAAACUCCCUCAUCGGACUGAUUCAUCGUAUGGUUGGUUUAUGAAAUAUGAUGCCAACAUCGUUGGUGGCUUGCUUCUGGGUGUCGGCAUGACCUUGACCGGGGCAUGUCCCGGAACCGUUCUUGUGCAAAUGGGUUUGGGAAUCAAAUCCGCGUGGAGUGUGGCCGCCGGGGGGGUAUUGGCGGGGAUCGUGUUUGCCAAAAUUGGACAACGGCUCAAGAGAACUCAAUCAACCACGUCUUCGGGCCCUGGCAAAUACACGAUCCAAGACAAGACCGGCCUCUCCACGACCUCAACUAUCCUGAUCUAUGAACUCCUCUGUCUGCUUAUGAUGGCAGGAGCCUCUUACCUCGCCCCUACCAGGGAAUACUGGCUCAAUCCUAUUAUCGGCGGCUUUCUCAUCGGCAUUGCGCAGGCAACUUCAGUUCUGUUCACUCGCAAAACUCUCGGCGUUUCAGGCGCAUACCAAGAUAUUGGGAAAUAUUUCUGGAGCCUCCUCGAAGGUACUUCGGGGCCCGGUCUGUCCAACAUUGUGUUCGCGAGUGGUGUCAUUGCUGGAUCAAAAUUGAUUUCUCAAUACGUCCCCAUCAUCACUGAGACGGGGCCAGCCAUUAGCCGUCUCACGGCGUUAGCUGGUGGAUUUGCCAUGAUCUUUGGCGCCAGGCUCGCUGGUGGUUGCACCAGUGGGCACGGCAUCAGCGGAAUGUCGACCAUGAGCUUGAGCAGCUUCAUCACCGUUGCCAGCAUGUUCGCUGGUGGCGUUGGAGCUGCCCUUUUGUUACUAUGA
Molecule: messenger RNA, 978 nt
Organism: Rhinocladiella mackenziei CBS 650.93
Lineage: Eukaryota; Fungi; Ascomycota; Eurotiomycetes; Chaetothyriales; Herpotrichiellaceae
Exons: 1
Coding region: 1-978 (325 amino acids)
Cellular component (GO): plasma membrane
Source: RefSeq, a predicted model, not a curated record